Molecule: messenger RNA, 1563 nt
Organism: Nilaparvata lugens (brown planthopper)
Lineage: Eukaryota; Metazoa; Arthropoda; Insecta; Hemiptera; Delphacidae
Product: mitotic spindle assembly checkpoint protein MAD1
Exons: 6
Coding region: 170-1387 (405 amino acids)
Source: RefSeq, a predicted model, not a curated record
AUACCAGUCUGUGAAUGCGAGGUCGCGCUAAAGCCCGCUGAUUUCAAACAGCUUCUACGCAUGGCAACAUGCGCAAACAUCAAACAACUAAUUUUCUAAUUUCAUUGUUACCGCCUAGUAACAAACGAUUUUAACUGGAUUUUAACAUCAAUUUCACUAAAAAAGUAUUAUGUCUUCAACAAAAAAUACUCCAAAACAUAGCAUUGAAUGUACAAUUGAGGGCCAUGGUGAUUUUAUCAGGCCCACUGAUAUUGGAUACAAAAAGUAUCCAGGUAACAGCAUCAAAAAACCUACUAUUAGGCCGCCAUGUAAGAAAGGCAGACGCAAUGUAAAUGUGCUGAAAAAUCUCUCAGUAAAACAAAUUCAACGCACUUCUAGCUGUCAAAAUUUAAGUGGAGAACAAAAUAAAGAUUUCGGACUAUGCAACAGUAAUUCAAAAUCCUGCGAAAACAUAACAUUAAUUGGAAAACAAAAACAAUUUUUCUUGAUCGGCCUACGACAACAAUCAAAAACAAUGAUGAUGAAGGGAGCUGAAGAAGAGCCUCAGGUUGUUUUCCCAUCGGCCGAAGGUGACACCCAAAGAGCAACUCUUGAUAAAACUUUGGAGGAGGAGGCAAUAAUGAGAGAAACGUUCACAAAUUUCAUCUUGAACGCUUGGAGAAAUCUGAACAAAAAGAAUAAGGAGCUCCGAGAAGAGAAUGAGCUACUCAAAAAGCUGGAAUCAGAACUUGGACUUGUCAAGCAGCAAUUUGAGGAGGAGCAACGAAAAGCUGCCGAAAUUGAUGUUGAAAAUAGGCGGAGUAAAAUUAUCGAAGCUAGCUGUCUUAGGAAAAUUGAAAAACUGAGAACCAUCAAUACACAGCAAAAGCAAGAGAUUGACGCUUGGAAAUCGCGUUUGGAAACAAAAGAGAUUGAGUACGAGAAUGCCAAAAACAAAUACCUGGAACUGGAAAAUGAAGUGACCAAAGCAAAGAAAGAAUUAGAUGAAGAACGCGAGAAAAAGGAUGGACUGCAAAAAGAGAAGAAGAACCUGAUAGAAAAGGUUCAAUCGCUGGAAUUGAUUGUGGUUGAAAAGGAUGCCGAAGUCUUGACAGAGAUUGGCAAAAUGAAGAAACAAAUUUCCUCCAAAGAUUGGGAAAUGGAAAGGUUUAGAAAAGAAAUACAAGAGUUGGAAACGCUACUCGCUACUAAAGAUGAAAGUAUUGCAUCUAUCAAGAAAGUCAGCGACGCUUAUAUGAUGGAAGUCACCAAGAUCAGGAUGAGUAAUAGUUGUGAGGUGCUGCGAAAGACAAAGCCAACCGAUGACAAUCUGACAAACGCCACAAGUGUCAUCAGAACAGUCGUCUUCUUUAUGCUCCCUAUCAUGAAAAAAAUCCUAUUUCCCUAGAUGCUAGUCCCAAAUUCACUGUUAAAAAGACUGUCUUAUGAUAAUGUAGGUCUAGGUAUUUAAGUAGAGAACUUCUGGCUUUAUUAAUGUAUUUUAAUGUAAUAUUUUUUAGAUACGUAUAAACUGAAAAACAUGAAAAAGUACAAUAAAAAUAUCAUUUUUAACAGAAAUAGUAA